Helianthus annuus (common sunflower) is the source of this 1483-nucleotide messenger RNA. Its product is annotated as myb-related protein 308. Lineage: Eukaryota; Viridiplantae; Streptophyta; Magnoliopsida; Asterales; Asteraceae. The transcript is spliced from 2 exons. The record is from RefSeq and is a predicted model, not a curated record. Bases 104 to 1024 code for a protein of 306 amino acids.
CGGCCUUUCCUCUCCAUAGAUGAACUUUCUUCACAACCCCACAAAAAAAAAAUAAGAAAAAACCCAACAAAAAUCAGGAUUAAAAGCUUGAAAAGCACAAAAAAUGGGAAGAUCACCUUGUUGUGAAAAAGCACACACAAACAAAGGAGCAUGGACCAAAGAAGAAGAUGAUCGGUUAAUUGGUUACAUAAGGGCUCACGGCGAAGGCUGCUGGCGGUCACUCCCCAAGGCUGCCGGACUCCUCCGCUGCGGCAAGAGCUGCCGUCUCCGGUGGAUCAAUUACCUUCGCCCUGACCUCAAACGUGGCAACUUUACUGAAGAUGAAGAUGAACUCAUCAUCAAGUUACAUAGCCUUCUUGGUAACAAGUGGUCUUUGAUUGCUGGAAGAUUACCUGGGAGAACAGAUAACGAGAUAAAGAAUUACUGGAAUACUCAUAUCCGAAGAAAGCUUUUAAAUCGAGGAAUUGAUCCAGCCACACACCGGCCUAUGAACGAAAAUCCUUCCGCUACGAAUAACGAUAACGAUAAUUCUGUACUAGACGUCGCAGUCACCACCACCACCACAACUACCAUAUCUUUUUCUAAGGCUACUCCAACUAUUCAUUAUCUAGUUAAAGAAGUGGAGGAUGAAGCCAAACAUAAUAUUGAUGGUGAAAACAACACAGUUAUAAUGGUAAACCAGCACUUAUCAGAGGUUCAAGAAAGAUGUCUGGAUUUAAAUCUGGAGUUGAGAAUUAGUCCACCUCAUCAUCAUCAUCAUCCAAACAAAAGCUCAUCAUCAUCAUCAUCAUCAUCAUCAUCAUCAUCAUCAUCAUCAUCAUCAUCAUCAUCAUCUUCAUCAUCAUCAUCAUCAUAUAUGCAACCACAAGUUCAAUACCACAAUCAUCAUCAUGAUCAACAUCAGCCAUUAAAGACAGGUGGAAGAAGAUCAAGUGUUGCUAGUGGUACUACUAUAUGUUUUACAUGCAGUUUAGGUGUAGAGACAAACAAGCAGUGCAGUUGUGCCUCGAGUCUAAGGGCGUAGCUUUCAAGGGGCCGGGAGGGGCGCUCGACCCCAGAACUUUCGCUCAGUAGUGUUAUGUAUGUACGUUUCGUGUAGAAUUUUUUAGGUAUAUACGUUUUCGACCCCCCGCUUUUAUAAAAAAACUUACUUAUAUAGAAUUUUUAGGUUCGGUGACUUCCGACCCUCCGAUGAAAUUUUCAAGCUUCGCCACUGCUCGAGUCCCAAUGGUACAAACAGCAGCAGCACUGGUUAUGAUUUCCUAGGUUUGAAAACUGGUGUUUUGGACUAUAGAAGCUUAGAGAUGAAAUGAAUCCUCAAUUGCUAUUUUAGUUUUCAAUAUUAUUAUGUAUGAAUUUACUCAAAAACCAAUUUGAAAAAGGUAUAUUUCUGUAUUUUUUUUUUUUCUUUUGUCUUUGAUUUGUAAAAUUAUGAUAUUGUAUAAUAUAAUGAUAUGAUUAUCAUGAGAAUUUUGUUUCUUGA